CGUCUCGUCGCCAGCACGACCGGAUCGACCAUCAAGCCGAGCACUCCACUGUACGGGUCCGGCUUUGCCCACAAUCAACCGAACGUUAUAUAUGGAGUGCUGGACGGGUAACGCCCGCUUGGCGAAAUUCUUCGAUUAAGCAGCGUAAGCUGUCACCGACAUGGGCAGUGAUCAUUACUGCUUAAGGUGGAACAAUCAUCAAUCCAACCUUCUCGGGGUGUUCAGCCAAUUGCUCCAGGACGAGAGUCUGGUGGACGUUACACUCGCUUGCUCAGAGGGCGCUUCCAUCCGAGCCCACAAGGUUGUACUCUCGGCCUGUUCCUCGUACUUCCAGACGCUGUUUCUUGACCAUCCGGCCCGGCACCCGAUUGUCAUACUAAAGGACGUCCGUUUUGCCGAGCUGCGCACGCUGAUUGAAUUCAUGUACAAGGGCGAGGUAAAUGUCGAAUACUGUCAGCUUUCGGCACUGCUAAAAACGGCCAAAUCGCUCAAGGUCAAAGGCUUGACGGAAAUGACAAAUCAGAGCAGCCCGCUAACGGAACCGCAACUUGAACCCGAACGACUCAGACCCCACAGCAGCAGCCAUGGCGGAGCCGGUGGUGGCGGAGGAGGUGGUGGCAGCAAUAGCAACAAUGGUGGAGGUGGCGCACUGGCCGCAUCGGAAGCGAUCCUUCCCACGAACCUGUCGACGACAUUUCCGUCGGCGACGCUAGCGACCUGCGGCAGUAGUGGUAGCAGCAGCUCGUCCAUCACCACCGCUUCCGCUACCAACACCACCACCACUACCACCUCCACGACCAGUACCAGCAGUGAACCGGAUGGUGGGGACAGACGGUCCACAAUCUCGCCAUCCCAUCAACACCUUCAGCAGCAGCAACUGGGAGAACUACAGCAACAACAACACCCGCAACAUCAUCACUACACGACGCACCAACAACAACAACAACCACAACGUCUGAGUUCCUCCGGGUUGGGCAGUGUCGGUCCGGUUACCUCUGCAAGCUCGCACAGUAGCAGUAGUAGUAGUGGCAAUAGCAGCAGUAGUACUACCACCACUACCACCAGCAGUAGCAGCAGCAGCAGCAGCAGCGACAGAGUGACGGAUCUAUCUACCACGCUUGGCAAACACCGAUUCCUAGAGGACAGCACGGACGGUGGUUCUCGUGUGACCACGAGCCGCCCGAAACUAUCGCCCACGUCCGAAGCGGUCGCGUCGAUCGCCAACACUACAACGCCCCUCUCACUUACACGGAAGCAUCGCGACACGCUCGGUGCGAUUAUCUCAGCCACCACAGCCUUAUCCUCCUCAUCGGCCACCGUAUCAUCGUCGGCGCUGCACGGUGGCUUCGGUGGUGGCAAAGCGUCGAGUUCCUCCUUUACGUCGGUAGCGGCGCUAGCAGCAGCACCGACUUCAACCACAACCACCGCGGCAUCAUCAUCGGCGGCCGGGGCACCUAGCACUACUACUACGGUUAUACAAAGUCCUACGGCUGCGUCCGGUGAUGGUGGUAUACUACCUUCGCAGCUGGCAGCUGCCGCUGUCAGUAGCGAGGACACCACCACCAGCAGCACACCUCUGUUGCACGACCCAGACGAGGACGAUGACGGACAUCAGGAUCAGCAGCAACAACACCCGCAUCACGACGAUCAGCAGGAAGAGCAACAGGAAGAGGACGGACGGGACACGCCACCAACUACCACAACCACCAUGCUAGUUGCGGAUGCUGUGGGUGACACCGUUUCGGUAUCUGGGAAGCCUGCGAUUUGCACGACAACCACAUCCAUUACUACAACCAGCGUCACCAACCAAAGUGCUCACAAUGAGCCAGUGACGGGUAUGGGGACGCGGGUAGGCUCGCCACCGUCGGGGAGUGGUGGAGAUACGGACGAGCGACCAGACGAAGCCGACGAAACCCAGGUGACGACGGCAGCGGCAGCAGCGGCAUGCUCCUCUUCUACCUCGAACGUUCGCACCGAGCAACCGGUUCUUCCACCUAGUAGCAGCAGUAGUAGUACGCCCGGCACAACAUCGGCAAAGCACGAGAGUAGCUUCACAACCGUUGCCUCCUUAAUUGCGGAUAGUAGUGCUGGUGUUGGUGGUGAAAGCGUCGGAAGUCCUACACGACAGCGAAGCAUGUCCCGUAGCCCACUCGGUAGCGAAUUGGAGGAGGCUCGGCGUCCGGUAAGCACGAUCAGCAGCAGUGCUCUACUACCAAUGGCAACCGAUCUCCGUACGGAAGACCAUCAUCAACAGCAUCAUCAUCAUCAUCACCAUCACUCGCUGCUACUGCGGGAUGUGGCGAUGGCGGCAGCAGAUUACGAUGAUGACGAUGAAGACGAGGAGAGUGAUGAGGUGGACGAUGGUGCGGCCGAGAUGUUACUAGCAGCUGCCGCAGUUGCACAGCAUGUUGUGCGUGGUGAGGUACGUGAAGAAGGGGCGGAUAUUGGUACAAGCGUAGAAAAUGCGGGGCGACGUCGACGCGCCUUAACGGGGACUGAAGAGGACGAAGCUGAGGACGAUCCUCACCAACACCACCAUCAUCAUCGGACGCUGGCUUCCACGCGAACUGCCGGUACGCAUGAUGACGACGUGGUAGCACCCGAGGACAUCGAUGGUGACGACGAGGACGAUGAUGACGAUGAUGAUGAGGAUGACGAUGUCGGUGGCCCGCACGAUUUACACAUUGGCAGUACGGGCAGUACCGGGAGUACUGGGAGUGGUGGUGGUGGCGGCGGCGGCAGUAGUCUUCUUUCCCAAAGUCGACAUCAUCAGCACCAUCUGCUGCAUCUGUCCUCCCAUCCGCACCACCAGCAACAGCUCCAGCAACAUCUGCACCAACAUCAGCAGCAACUAGUUGCGGCAGAGUUACUACGCUCGGCUGAACAGCAGCAUCAGGCACGGCAGCGACAGCAGCAACGCCGGCGUCGCUCGUCGGAAGAUGCAACUACGGGCCGGCAAACUAACAACAGCAGCAGUGCGACGAAUAACAAUAACAACAGUAGUAGCUUCAACAACAACUCAGACGAUGAAUAUCAGCCGCCGAUGAAGAUCAAGAACGAAGUCGACUUUUCGGCGUUCUCCGGUCUGAACAUGACGAUAAAUGCGGCGAGUGCAAAUGCGAACCUGUCCACAGCACUAAACUCAACGUCGGCGGCGUCCGGCCCAGGCCCUAUACUGCUAGCCACUGAUCUCCGGCCAGCAUCACGCGGUGGCGUCACCGCGUCCGGUGCGGAAGCACUGAUCGUCGGUAAUGCCUCCGCUACUGCGUCCUCCUCCACCUCCUCCUCCUCGACCGCACAGAGCGGAAGUAAGAAUGGUGAGCAGCAGCGUGAACGUGAACGUGGUUCACCUCAGCACCAUCUGCAACAUCAUCACCAGCGGACAGCGGUCGCUGCGGCGACGGCGGCCGCACUGGCUGUGUUUAACGCGAGCGGUCUCUCCAGUCCGCUGUCCGAACCGAUCGCAGGACCAUCCGGCAUCAUGGGACCGGUCCAGCAAGUGCCUCUGUCGCUAAAGAAGGAGAUUGACUGGGGCGAUGACAAGUCGUCGGGCGAAAGCUCACUGGACUUCCGUCACGCGCAUGACUCGACACUCGGACGCUUCCUGGUGGGACAAAGUGGAUAUCCCCGGUCGGGCAUCAAAUCAGCUCCACCUGCCGGCAUAAUUGGUUUCCCAGGAGCUGCGGUCGGUGCAAUACCGUUCGUAUUUCCCUUUGCUCCGCUCGGGCUCGGCCUGUUCGAUACCGAUCCGCAGCGGCUUCUGUCAAUGCUACACCAUCAGUCAGCCCUAGCCGAGGAAGCAUUACGCUACCGUAGCCUUCUGUUCGGUUCCGGAGCCGUACCUGGUGACGCUGGGCCCGGAUCGCCAACGGCAACCUCAUCCCACGCUCCACUGCAGGACGAUUGUAAGGAGCCGCUAAAUCUGCACGCUACAACCACAACUACAACAAGCACUACGAACACCGGUCAUACUUACGACCUUCAAGAGAAGGGCUCCAAGCUGAUGAGUGGCGUCGCGUCACCGAAGGUUGCAAUGACAAUGAUACGUGUGCGCGAUGGACUCACCAAGGAAGGCUUCCGCAAUGGUGGUGGCGAGGACCUGCUGCUCCGCAAACCACCACCACCCCCUCCAACACCGGUGGCAGGCACCAACAGUUCAUUCGCACCGUCCUCGUCCGCCACCUCGUCUACCUGCGACGAUGCACUGUCACUGUUUCAUGACGUGCAUCAGCUUAGCGGUGGCUCGCCAUCACCGGCCGCAUCUGCCGGCACACCGACACCGGCCACCGACACCAAGUGUCACAUCUGUAUGGCCAACUUUCCGUCCGUGUGGCUGCUCGAGCAACACUCCGCCCUGCAGCAUCCCCAUCUGACGAUCCACGACGAUAAGCCGUACCUGUGCGGACUCUGUGGACAGAAGAGCCGGUACGCGUGCUGUCGCUAUCGUACCGUGCUGGCCAAACAUCACCGGGCCGAGCCGGGUGGACGUAGUCGUGUGCCGGCCGACAAACUGUUCACGUGCGAUGUUUGCGGCAUGCAGUUUCGGUAUCUGAAGUCAUUCAAGAAGCACCGUCUCAACCAUGCCCUCGAGCGGCUCCACGGCAAGAAAGGGUCGGGAGGUGUUGGCACGACGACGGCUGACAGUGAACCGGCCGUAUCCAGCACGAACGAGGGUAGCGAUGGUGUUGCCGCGGCCAGCAGUGCAAUGGUAGCUGAUCUGCGCAGUUUGACUGCCUGCACGGAUGCAGACGGGGAGCAUCUGGUCGUAGAUGGUGUUGGUCAGGAAAAGAUUCUGACUGCGGGUGGCAGUGAGAUAGCCAUGGCUGGCAGUACGGUAACCGGUGGGGAAGAGCAGGAUGACACGGUGUCCGAUUCGGCACUGAACAAUCAGCCGGCGACAGUAGCAGAUUCUGGUGGACCUUCGAUGGGAGCAGGAGAAGACACACAGCAGAAGAUAAGCAGCAGCAGUAAUAGCGCUUCCAGCACAACGAGAAGCGCACCGAACUGUCACAGCAACGGUAUUUCGACGAACCUGUGCACUAAUGGCGGCGCUAAUGGCAGCUGUCAAGCAAACAGUAGCACAGGCGCCCGUAUCGUACAGUCACCGAUGGAGGCUGCCAACGAGGCACUGCUGACGGGCGAACUGAAACGCUACCAGGCAGCAUCGGUGGCGGCGGUCGCAGCAGCCGCCCAUCACCAUGCGUCCGUCGUGCGCUCGAUGGAGGCAGAGUCCAGCAGUGCCCAUGCAACCGGCGGCAACAGCACUAGCGGUGGUGGUGGCAGCAGUAGCGGCGGUAGUGGUUGCAGCAGUGGAGGUGUCCUACAGCACGGUCUUCCACCGUCCUCCGGCACCUCAGCCGGUCCGAACUCACUCAGCCACACACUUAACAGUCUCAUCAAUGCGGAAACGAUACCACACCAUCGGCUGCUUGGGCUCGACCCCCAGGAAGCUUCCAUACUGAACUUUCUGCGCGUGGAUGCCGCCGAAAAGCAGCGCGAUCGGCGCUUCGCCUGCCCGUUCUGUGGUAAGUGUGUGCGGUCGAAGGAAAACCUGAAGCUGCACGUCCGCAAACACACCGGCGAGCGGCCGUUCGUGUGUCUGUUCUGUGGACGCGCGUUCGGCGGCAAAUCUGACCUGACGCGCCACCUGCGCAUCCACACCGGCGAGCGGCCAUACCACUGCGAGGCAUGCGGCAAGUGUUUCGCCCGGGCCGACUACCUCUCGAAGCAUCUGACCACGCACGUGCAUCAGCUGUCACCGCGUCCGUGAGAGGAGGGCCGGCGGAGGCGUCCGCGCAUGUCGGUCCUCUGUCGGAAGU
This is a messenger RNA of Anopheles maculipalpis, 5819 nucleotides long. RefSeq names its product mucin-19 (gene mamo). Gene Ontology annotation, cellular component: nucleus. Gene Ontology annotation, molecular function: protein binding. Gene Ontology annotation, biological process: regulation of transcription by RNA polymerase II. Bases 161 to 5770 code for a protein of 1869 amino acids. The record is from RefSeq and is a predicted model, not a curated record. The transcript is spliced from 8 exons. NCBI's taxonomy places the organism in Eukaryota, Metazoa, Arthropoda, Insecta, Diptera, Culicidae.